CAUUCUUGAAGUAUGUAAACUGAAGCAGGACUGGGCAAUCAUCUCUGAUAAAUCAAACAUACAAGACUUGGAAGAAAUACAGAAAAACAACUUAAAACAAACUAAAGGUGUAAACUUAAGCACAGACCAGCAGCAGAAAGUCAGUAUUGCCAGAGCCCUGUAUUCCAAUGCUGAUCUGUACUUGUUUGAUGAUCCUUUGCGUGAUGUCCAUCCCAAUGAUGGGAAACACAUUUUCAAAAGAGUUUUGUCCAGUAAUGGAAUCUUAAAAGAAAAGACGCGCAUCUUUGUAACCAGUGAGGUACAUUGGUUGCCUCUGGUAGAUUUGAUCAUCUACAUACAAGAGGGAAAUCUUGUAGAAAUGAGUUCUUACAAAGAGCUUAUGAAGAAAAAUGAAAAAUUUGCCAAGUUUAUAUUAUCCAAGUUGACAAAGGAACAAGAACUGAAUUCUGAAAUUGAAGAAGAUGCAGAAGUCAAGGAAAUAAAGAAGAAAAUGAGAGAACACAGAGACUUGGUGAUAAGCCAGUCAAACUGCAGCUGCCUGGAGAAUGAUGCGCAUGCAGUCAAACACAAUGGAACUGAUGACUUGUUGGAGUGGAUCAUCACCAUCUUUUCUAAAAGAUUCUAAAAAGAGACUGAACAAGCUUUUUUCUACAGCAUCAGAAACUGGAGACACAAAUAGAAAUAGAAAAUAUGAUGAAACAAAUGCAGGAAAUCCAAGUUUUCAAGUAUUUCAAAACUCUUUUAGGAGAGUAUGGUCUUUCAGCGUAACGAUCAUUCUUGUACUUUUUACUCUAUUCCAGAUGUUUAGUCUUUUGGCUGAUGUAAAAUUAGCUCAAUGGGCAGGUGAUCCUGAGAUUCAGACAGGUAAUUUAACAGCACCCAAAAAUCAACUUAAACUCAAGAGGUAUUUUACAGAGUAUGCAGUUCUUGGUGUUGCCGAGGUACUGUUUGUUUUGGCAUAUGCCAGCAUGGAGGCUCUCAGAAUUAUAUCAGCUACAUAUUCAAUACAUGCUUCAGUGCUAAAUAAAAACAUGGAAACUUCUGGCACAGCAAAGGAACAAUAUAAAAAUCUGCUAACACAAAGAUUGGAGAAACCAGGAGACAAGUUUCCUCAAAUAAUGUUAAUGUGGAUUCUGUGUGUGUUCUCUGUGUUGGUGAAGCUGACUGUUAUCUGCAUCUUUGUCCCAAAGUUUAUUGUUGCCAUAGUGCCACUGCUGUUUGCAUAUCUGGCUAUUCAAAGAUUUGUUGUGCCAGCUUCUCAAGAACUCAACAGACUGGAGUCAGCCUCAAAACUUUCAAUUUUCUCUCAUUUUUCUGAGACACUGAAUGGAUGUCAUGUGAUCUGGGCAUUAAAUGCUAAAAAUAGAUUUUACGAGACGUGUACCAAGCUCAUUGACCAAAAUAAUUCAUUUUACUAUGCACGCAUGUCAGCUAAUAGAUGGUUGGGAGUUUGGACUGAAGCAGUCAGUAGCCUUGUGGUGUGUUUUACAGCUAGUUUGUCUCUGUCAACUCACAGAAUGGAUGCAGCUCACUUGGUUUAUUUGUUGUCUACUCCAUACAGAUCAAACAUUAUCUGAGCUGGGUGAGCAGAUCUUUAAGUCAAGUGGAGGCAAAUGCUACUAAAAAUAAGUUUAUUAGAUCUUUGGA
This is a messenger RNA of Physella acuta, 1647 nucleotides long. Its product is annotated as ATP-binding cassette sub-family C member 2-like. Gene Ontology annotation, molecular function: ATP binding; ABC-type transporter activity. Gene Ontology annotation, cellular component: membrane. Gene Ontology annotation, biological process: transmembrane transport. The record is from RefSeq and is a predicted model, not a curated record. Lineage: Eukaryota; Metazoa; Mollusca; Gastropoda; Physidae.